GAGACCUACAUGUCCUAAGUGGCUAGAGCUGUAACCCAGGCGCUUGCAGUGAACAUGAGACUCUUGUGGAUCUUUCUCUCCGUUGGCUGCCUGCUUAGCAGAAGCCAUGCUUUGUUGGAAGAUUCCAUUCAAAAGUCAGGCAUCCAAAGUGAAGGUGGUGAUACAGGAUUGGAUGCAGGAUUGGUGUAUGAUAAUGGAGGUGAAUUCAUUGAUCUGGGAGAUGGCAGUGGGACAAUCCCAACUUCUAUGACUGUUACUUCACCUGAGAUCUCUACAAUGUCCCUGGGUGAGCUUAAUCAACCUGAGAUGAACAUCCCAGGAGGCUUGGACACAAGUGGCAUUACCAGCCAAUUGCCAACAUCUGGCCUCAACCAAGACAUGCUGGCCCAGGAAGGACUGUUGAGUACUGUUAUUCUCAACAGCCAGAAUCUACUCACAGAAAGGGAAAAGCUACAAACGCUACUCCUGGGUGGCAGAGUAUCAUUUGGUGUCAACAAUGAUCUCCUGGAUGCAGCAGGGACCAAUGCGGUGGAAGGCCUGGUCUGCAAAGGCCCCCUGGGUGGCCUUUGUGGCCAUGGGAGUCUCUCUGGCAUGAAUGAUGCUCUGAAGACCAUGAAUUCUGGGGAACUCGACAGCCGGCUCAAUGUCACCCGCUUCGACAUUGUCCAGCUGUCAUGGAAGGUCCUUGCCUCAUCUGAUUUCGAAAUUAAAUUUCAGACCAAGUUGACUAUCAAUUUCCCAGGGAUACUCUCAUUUCUCAGUGGCUCCACAGUGGAUGUGGACAUCGAGAUCCCCUUGCAAUUGCAACAGAUGGAACCUGGUCAAAUGUCCUUUUCCGUGAAGAGCUGCCGGGCAGUAUUCACUGGGAUCCAAGUGAAUUCAGGUGUAAUCUCCAAAAUGAUGGAAUCAAUGUUGAAAUGGUCCUUGAACAUCUCCUUGCCCAACAUGUUGUGCCCAGUGGCCCGAUUCUGGUUCUACAUCAUCAACCAACAGUUGGCCAUUCUCCAAAAUAUCGCCUCACUUGGGAUGCCGGAGGACAGCAACUUGCUUGAUACCAAACAACCCAUGCUGUAUGAACGCACUUAUACCAUGGACUUUAAGAACAAAACCUUCCCGGCUUCUUUUAUCAACUGGCUGUUUAAAACUCCCUCUUCAUAAACAAGUUGAGACACCAUGCUGGCUUGAGGAAGACUUCUAAAGCCAGACAACUGUGCAAGGAAGAAGAAGAAGGGGCAAGUGGAGUUAGCCUGGAUGUAGCCCUCAAAGUCUCCAGAGACCAGCCAUGAAGGCUCAAGUGGAGGGCAAGACCUGCAGCAGCCAAGCAUCUGGCAGGAGAGGAUCCUGGGAACCCCUCUACCAUGACACACAUUCUUCCUGCAGGUCACACUUAAUAGGCCAUUUCUUAUUUGGAUCUAUCAUGGUGUUCUGUGCGAGAUUAAUGAGGUGUUAUGCUGCGAACAGAAAGUUAUAUAAAAACAAGUCCCCCCCCCUUGUCACUGCUGCUAAGAAUGUAGCAGAAAUUGUCUCAAGUGUCUCUCUAAUCAGAAACAAUAAAGGUCUCCUUGGAUUCAA
This is a messenger RNA of Mus musculus (house mouse), 1572 nucleotides long. It is a transcript of the gene Bpifa6, whose product is annotated as BPI fold containing family A, member 6. Bases 55 to 1158 code for a protein of 367 amino acids. Lineage: Eukaryota; Metazoa; Chordata; Mammalia; Rodentia; Muridae. Gene Ontology annotation, molecular function: lipid binding. The record is from RefSeq and is marked provisional. The transcript is spliced from 11 exons.